This is a messenger RNA of Mastomys coucha (southern multimammate mouse), 447 nucleotides long. RefSeq names its product transmembrane protein 92-like. Lineage: Eukaryota; Metazoa; Chordata; Mammalia; Rodentia; Muridae. The transcript has a single exon. The record is from RefSeq and is a predicted model, not a curated record. The coding region runs from base 1 to 447 and encodes 148 amino acids. Gene Ontology annotation, cellular component: nucleoplasm.
AUGCAGAACGCCUGGGUCCCUGGCACACUCCCCUUGAUCUUUGGCCUGUUUUCUAGUCUCCAAGGAGUAAGCACGAAGGAGGCUAUAAACACUCCUGUUGCUGAAACCCCAGCUCCUUUCAGCUUACUCAACCUCGAGAGCUGCAGGAUCCUGUUUGUCAUCUUCUUGGCCAUGGUACCCCUCUUGUGCAUCUGGGGCCUAGUGAGGUGCUUCUGUCCCAGUUGCAGAGAACUUCAGCAUGACUUCAGAACAGCAGAUCAUCACAUACCUCCAGAACCACCCUCCAUUGCUCCCCUAGAGAGCAUUUGGGUCACCUCCUUGGGUCCCCCACCAUCCUACAGUCAGGUUGUUCUGAACUCAACUCCUACAGAACCACCUCCUCCCUACAGCCUCAGGCCUAAGGGCCCUGCUGACCAGAUGGGAGGGCAUGCCUAUGCAACCCUUUGA